Messenger RNA from Adineta ricciae, 381 nucleotides. Lineage: Eukaryota; Metazoa; Rotifera; Eurotatoria; Adinetida; Adinetidae. The record is from the annotation of a GenBank genome assembly.
AUGCUUAACUAUCGAGAUUAUCUUUAUACCGUCGAAAAAACUAACGACGACAAAAUUCUUUUUCGACGUAAAAAUCGCGAUCGCAAAGGGCGAUUUAAAACAAAUUUAGAUAUGGAUGCUAUUUUGUCUGAACCAACCAAGCAUUCACAUGCACCAAAUAUAGAUCAACUUCCAGUUGUCGAAUUGAAAAACAAAAUCAAAUCAACAGCUGCCGACAGCGAAAAAGUCACAAGUGGUAUUUUAUUUUCCAAUCUACGUUCUUUUCCGUUAGAUGCUGCUGGCCAAUUACCACAAACCAGCUCGGUUCUUCGAAUGAUUUGCUGUCAACGCCAAGCUGAAGCAACAAAUUCUGACAAUCUAAUUAAGAAAAGUACAAGUUAA